This is a messenger RNA of Sphaerodactylus townsendi, 5173 nucleotides long. RefSeq names its product ribosomal protein S6 kinase C1 (gene RPS6KC1). The transcript is spliced from 16 exons. Bases 141 to 3326 code for a protein of 1061 amino acids. Gene Ontology annotation, molecular function: protein kinase activity; ATP binding; phosphatidylinositol binding. Gene Ontology annotation, biological process: protein phosphorylation. Gene Ontology annotation, cellular component: early endosome. NCBI's taxonomy places the organism in Eukaryota, Metazoa, Chordata, Lepidosauria, Squamata, Sphaerodactylidae. The record is from RefSeq and is a predicted model, not a curated record.
GCCAACUUGCCAGAGGAGGGGACUGGCUUCUACGCAGCUGCUUCCGCCGCCGGCUUCUGCCUGACCCGGGAGUGGAUCUGCUGCUGACUGGCGGCGCCGGGGAAGCAGCAGCAACAGCAGCAGCGCCAGCAGCUCCAAGGAUGAUCUCCCCGCGGGAUCGAGGCGGGGAGGUGGCCCGAUUCUACACGGUCACCGAGCCCAAACGCCAUCCUCGGGGAUACACCCUCUAUAAGGUCACCGCGCGGAUUGUUUCACGAAGAAAUCCAGAAGAUGUCCAGGAGAUAGUCGUUUGGAAGAGAUACAGUGACUUUAAGAAAUUGCACAAAGAACUUUGGCAGAUUCAUAAACACUUAUUCAGACAUACAGAAUUGUUUCCUCCUUUUGCUAAAGCAAUAGUAUUUGGGCGGUUUGAUGAAAGUGUAAUUGAAGAGAGACGGCAGUGUGCAGAAGAUUUGCUGCAGUUUUCUGCCAAUAUCCCCGCACUCUAUAAUAGCAAGCAACUUGAAGAUUUCUUUAAGGAUGGAGAGGUGCAUGAUGGGUCUGAAUUGAUUGGACCUGCAGACCCUUCAUGGGAUUCCUUGACUGACAGUGUGUCUGUCUGCAGUUCUGAAGCUCACAGAGAUGUCAGUGGCAUUGAUGACGUAACAUUUAGCCAAUCAGAAUGUGGAGGUUUCUCCAGUGACAGCGACCUGAUCCCUUUGACAGUUGAUGUGGACUCUCUUGCUGGACUAGAUGAUGGAAUGGCAUCUAAUCAGAAUUCCCCCAAUAGAUUGUUUGCCCUCAGCUUUGCUGCUGAACUUUCAGCCCAGUCCUCUGCUGCUUCAGAUCAUGAAUGGAGCAAACCCGAUGGUGAGAGAGAGAGCCGGGGCCUGUUUACUGGGAGCUUAAAGGCCAAACUUGGCAGGCGAGAUUACCUGGAGAAAGCUGGGGAGCUGAUCAAGUUGGCUUUGAAGAAGGAGGAAGAGGAAGAUUAUGAAGCUGCUUAUGGUUUUUAUAGAAAAGGGGUUGAUCUGCUCUUGGAAGGAGUUCAAGGGGAGUCGAGUCCAACCCGCCGUGAAGCAGUGAAGAGAAAGACCUCGGAAUAUCUCAUGAGAGCAGAAAAAAUUUCCAGCCUUUAUUGUAGACCCGUAUCAGAAGAUGGAUCAGUUUGUGGGCCUCCAGGAUCACUAAGUUCAAGGCCCUCUUGGAACCUAAGGAGCCCUGCCGAGGAACUGAAGGCCUUUAGAGUCCUUGGGGUGAUUGACAAGGUAUUACUGGUAAUGGACACUAGAACACAGCAGACAUUUAUACUGAAGGGUCUAAGGAAAAGUAGCGAGUACAGCAGGAAGAGAAAGACCAUCAUCCCCCGCUGUGUGCCCAACAUGGUGGCUCUGCACAAGUACAUCAUCUCUGAGGAAUCGGUAUUCCUUGUGCUACACCAUGCAGAAGGUGGCAAACUCUGGUCUUACAUCAGUAAAUUCCUGAACAGAAGCCCUGAGGAAAGCUUUGAAGCUGCUAAAUCCAGACGAUCCAGUUCUACCAAAAUACAUUUGCAUCAGGCAACUCCUAGUGUUCAAGACCAUAGUAGCAGCAUUGACUCCAGAGGAAGCAGCGGAGGGAAUUUGCUUCAAGUUGUGCCGCUGAAGACCAGUCUCAGUCCAAGUUCUCAUAGUAGUAAUCUGGAAGAUGGUCAGGAAAGUUCUCCCAAAUGGAUUGAUUCGGUGUCUAGUUCAGAUGAAGAAUGCACUACAAGUUAUCUAACGUUAUGCAACGAGUAUGGUCAAGAAAAGGUUGAUCCUGGGUCAUUAAAUGAGGAGGCUGUGAAAGCAGAUGAUGAUCUCCUUAUCUGUGAACAAGGAGACUUUCAGGAACAUGAUGUGGUUGCCAGUAGGAACUUGGGAUCCCCAUUUACAUCGCAGGAAGUCAAGCUUUUUGCUGAUGAUGCUGAGCCAGAAAUAACCAGUCCCACUAGGAUCUCAGAAUCACUGAAUAAAUCCAAGAACAGUCCCAUGGAAUUAUUCCGAAUUGACAGCAAAGACAGCACCAGUGAACUUUUGGGUCUUGACUUUGGAGAUAAACUUUACAGCUUAAAAUCAGAACCUUUGAAACAGUUUUUCCCCAUGCCUAGUUGGGAUAGGAGUCUUGAUGCCAUAGAAAACAAACUGGGCCCUACAUCUCAGGAUAACAUAAGUAGGGGUUCCAAUGACUCUGUGCCAGUGAUUUCUUUCAAGGAUGUUGCAUUUGAUGAUGUAAGUAGUGUUGAUGAGGGGAGGCCUGACCUUUUGGUAAACUUGCCGGGCAUCACUGAGCAAAUGACGGAAGCAACAGCAGAUGGGCCUGUGAACCUUACCAAGCCAAACGGAGAUGUUGUGGAGAGUAAACUGUUGGAAACCCCUGACGUUUUGCAAUUACAUAAUAGUACGGAUCCAUGCAGAGCACUAGAGCAAAAGGUAAACUCUUUCGGGGCAGAAGGCCCAAAAGCACAGUGCAGUGAUACUCAAGAAGUUGUCAGGGCAUUCCAUAUGUCUGAGAGUAACUCUGGGGAUGGGGCACUGUCUGAAGGGCUUGGAGCAGCAUCUUCAUCACUAGAUGCGUGCAGGACGAGAGAAACUUUGUUGAUUCCUAACAAGCAAGCCGGUGCUGAGGAGCAGAGCUUCAAUGUGGACAAGGAAGCCGUGCUGCUCUUUUCUGAUGAAACUGAAGACUUGAGCAAUGAGGGAACAGCCCCCACUUUGUUGACUAGAACAGAAAGCAAAGAGUUGGGUGCGAGGGGCAGAGGCGAGAAUGAGAUCCACCAAAUGUUUCAGGACCUUGAUGAGAGAUUAGCGCUAACCUCCCGGUUUUACAUCCCCGAGGGCUGCGUUCAGAGAUGGGCAGCUGAAUUGGUGGUAGCCCUCGAUGCUUUGCAUCAAGAAGGAAUUGUGUGCCGUGAUUUGAACCCAAACAACAUCUUAUUGAAUGAUCGAGGACACAUUCAGCUAACGUAUUUUAGCAGGUGGAGUGAGGUUGAAGAUUCCUGUGACAACGAUGCCAUAGAGAGAAUGUACUGUGCCCCAGAAGUAGGAGCUGUCUUUGAAGAAUCAGAAGCCUGCGAUUGGUGGAGUCUGGGCGCCCUUCUCUUUGAACUCCUUUCAGGGAAGACUCUGAUGGAGUGCCAUCCAGCAGGAAUCAAUACCCACACCACCUUGAACGUACCAGAUCACAUAUCAGAAGAAGCAAGAUCACUCCUUCAGCAGCUUUUGCAGUUUAAUGCUGUGGAGCGUCUUGGUGCUGGAGUUGCUGGAGUUGAAGACAUCAAGUCUCAUCCCUUUUUUGUCUCUAUUGAUUGGGCAGAGCUAAUAAAGUGAGUGGUCCCAGCAAGUCAUCUGCCCAUGUUCAGGCUUUUUGAUGGACACCAUUUCUGGCUUGCCACCAUUUUAAACAGCAGUCGAGUCCUCAGGCAACGAUUCACAAAGGUCAAAACUUGAAAGACAGUGUCAAAAGAAAACAGUUUUGGUCAAAAAUGCUGACUGGAUAAGUUUACUUUCUGUGGCAAGAAGCUGCUAGGUGUAAUUAAGAUAUGAUCUAGAUUGAACUUUAUGAGGUACUGAUUUCAUUACUUGGCCAGACUAGACAUAUUGGUGAUCACAGUUACCAGUAAAAACAAAUGCCUGUCAUCUUUCUAGUGAAUGCAUGACAACUCAUCAUGGAGUCAUAUUACUGGCAGCCAUUUGGGGUCAGAGAGUGCCAAGCGAAAUGCACCAUGACUUUUGGGUGGCAAACAUUCCCAUGUAUCUCUGAUCUGGGAAAGUAUGUAAACAGCAAUGCCCUUUUUAAAAGGGAUGAUAGCAGUGUAAAACUCUUGUUGUACAUAUCAGUUCCUGCCAUACAUGCCAGCUGCAAAUAGCUCCUUAAUAUAGUCGGGGAAUACAUUUCUUUCCUAAGCGAUGUAAAAUUGAAUAAGCAAUGGAGAUGGACGAGGAAUGGGGAGAAAAAUAACUUAUUAAUAACAUAUACUAAAAUACUAUGAUGCUUCGGCCAAACUUGCCAUGUAAUGCAUAUAUCUUCUUGUGGGGAAAACGGAAAGUUUUCUUAUAAUAUUGUGUCAUGUGGCUUUCAAAUGGCUGCAUAUCAUUUAUCAAAAGAUGGAACAGGGCAUCCAGAAUACUGUUAUCUUGCGCUUGCUGGUUAGCAAUAUCUGUUUUAAAGCACUAACUCAAGUGAAUUAGUUUUGUCACUACAAUGAAAUAAGUCUUUUCCCCCUUCCCAAUUAAUAUUGCUUUAGAAAUUUAAUAUGGACCAAGUAAACAGAAUGCUAAGUAAAUGUGUGGAUAUCAAUAUUUUUUUAAAAAAUUGCCACAUUUCUGUGUAGGGAAUUUUAGUGUGGAUCACACAGGGAGGUAAACCCUGGACUAUUGCAGCUUGCAGGUCUUGCAUGUCAAAACCUCCCCGCUCGUGAAAAACUAGCAAAUCAAGCAGAGAUUCUAGUCCAAUUUUCUAUCUGCUAUUCUAAUAUUCUACGUGCUGAGAACUGCAUUUUUAAAUGUGGGAAGCAUUCAUCCAUGCAGUACUUCACAUGCAGUCUGAAAUGGUGCUGGUUUAGGAACUCAGUACCAUGUGACUUGGUUGUAUGUGGUAGACAGAUUUUUAGUUCUAAGAUGUUCUUUUGAAUGUUGCUAGAUUUCACAGCCACCUAUGUUUUCUUUCAGAAAUGGUGUGUGUGUGUGUGUGUGUGUGUGUGUGUGUGUCUGUGUGUCUGUGGUGUUUGUAUUACUGAUGCGAAUCCCUCCUAAGGAGGAGCGAGUCUCCCAAUAAGCAUUUUCAUAGGGCUUAUUGGGGGGCAGGAGAUGGGGGAUCUUAAUUUAAAUUGCUCUUAUCAAGAGACACAGAGUAACCUGGACAAAGAGGAGUGCUUCAUCAUUUGAAUUCCGUUGUGCUUCUCAUGAGCAAGCCCCAACUGAAACAAAUGGGUUGUCUGCAAGAGGAUGGAUGUACUUUUGAAAGAGGCUUGCCACAGAGGCAUUUCAGAUGGAUUCUUCCUCAUACACGCCCAUAUACCACUUCAGCUGUCGUUGACCUAGCCUACUGAGUGGUAGUUGUGCCAUUGGUUCUUAAUGUGUUGGGAAUAAAGAAACUUAGCAGAGCUGAUGUUGAAAAAAAACAGGAUCCCCAAAUUGAUAUUUACUGUAAAAUAAAGAGCUUUUUUAAAAAAAAA